CCAAGGGAGAGGUUAUUGAUUUUUGUCAGUAACAUUGCAUUGGCCAACUCUACUGCGGCCAGGCUGGCCUAUAAACUGGUAGCUUCCCAUUCACAACGCAGGGAUGUAGAGCACGCUUUUUACAAGAAGUGGACAGAGAGAAAGAGGGAGGAAAAAAACUAAAAAGAAAAUAUGCUUCACCUUUAAAUGAUGAUCUGUACGUUUCUAGUGGUGACUACAUCAUUUUGCGGCGGUUUCAGGAAUAAACAACUGUGCGUCAAGGAAUUGCUGAUGCUGACGAUGUAAUGGAAGCAGCUGUCAAAUGGAAAGAAGUGGUGGCCGAGGAAGCCAUCAUGCCAGCUCGACUACGCCAUCUCGGUCAGACCCGGCUCAAGCCGCCAAGGUGAACCCCUCACAGAGGUCACAGCAGAGGUCAAAGAUCUAUGAUGUUUCUGUGCCCUCGAAGCAGACGGCGACCUUCCCUCAAGGUCAGGAUCAGGGACUCAGCUUCCUGGCCAUCGCUCAGGCUGCCAGUAACAGACCGAGCUCCAGCAAGCCGUCUGUGCCGGAACACAAAACGUCAAACAGUCUUCCAGCCCGGGCUUCUCUUAAUGUGUCUUCAUCAUCGGGUCAAGGAGACAGUAAAACAGGUCAAGCCAAUCCAGCCUCCAUUGCUCAACUUGCAAACAGUCUGAAGGAGCAGAGCGUUGCGUCCAGCACAAAGUCUAAAAGUCACGGUGCGUCUAGUGAGAAGGUAAAAUAUGACACGCAUCCAGGUUCACACAAAUCUGGACAAAAGUCCAAAUCGGCAGCAAAUCAGAAAUCUAAGACUAUUAUCAGAAGUGAGGAAUAUGGAGUGCCAGCAAAGGCAAAACGACCUGAAAAUCUGCCAAAGUCACAAAGUGAUUUUAUUGCUGAACAUUUUCCUGCUAGUCCUAAAUCUAAGGUUCAUUUCAAGUCUAAAUCACAGGAUAAAACAAACGAGGUUAAGCGACAAUCAUCUGAACCUCUCCCCCCAAGUGAGCUUCAUAAAAAAUCAGGUCACAAGUCAAAGAGCAGUAGUAGAGAUGAUAUAGAAAGUGUCUCGAAUGAAAAGACCAAACAGUCUGUGAUAAAACCUAAAAGGAGUGCCAGUGUUGAUUCUACUCUGUCUGGUAACAAGAAGUCAGCUGAUGCACAAAAGUCUUCAAGUGAUCAUUCUCAGUCUAACUCAAGAACUAAAUCAUCCAGUGGUAAAACUGAUGAAGUACUUUCAGAAGGUUCUGUGCCAAAGAAGAAAAUCACCUUCACGAACAAAGACUCGUCAUCAUUUAGUGUGAUCACAGAACAACCCAGCAGCAUCCAGAAGAGGUUUUCAAAGGAUGGAGGCAACAAGACGGUGAUCAUUGGCCUGGACAGUGUGGUUGCCCCAAAGGUCCAGACCAGCGUGCCUGUCCUGAACCACCACAAACAACAUGAGCCGAAGAAGACUCUCAAGAAACAGGCCACAUCCUCCUCCAGCGGAGUCUCGCUGGAGUCUGUCGCCACGACGGCCACCAGACUGGACGAUGUCCAUGUUGACCUCACAGAGAUCGUGGAGGACCAGGGCUACAAACCCGUACAUUCCACAGAGGGGAUCCAGGUUCAGCUGGGCAUCCCGAGUGCACCGUACCACCGCAUCGUGCACGUGACGACUCGCAGCAUCUGCCUGAGCUGUGCCGGGGCCCUGCUGCUGCUGCUCGGUUCACUGCUGAUGUUUGGUCCGGUUCUCGUGCUGGUCAUCGUCCUGGUUCCCCUGUGUCUGCUCGUCAAGCGGCUGUGUGACGUCUGCUGCUGCUGCCGCUACUGUGGUCACUGCUGCUCCUUCUGCUGCACGGAGCACGUCUCACAGACGGAACAGAUCUGGUUACAGAAGUCACCCAGCAGCUGUCCCGUCGUCCAGAGUCUGGUGAUCCUGCAGCACGGGAUGGACAUAGACAGGAUUCGCGAUCUCAUCAAUGCUCGGCUCAUCUCGGCCGAGGACCGGCGGGGAAACCGACUCUAUCCACGCUUCACGCAGAGGAUCGUGCCCUUCUGCUGCGGCUACGCAUGGGUGAAUGACCGACGCUUCAUCAUCAGUAAUCACAUCUUCGACAUAACACUGCGACUGCGGUCGCUGGAAGAUCUGCAGGAGUACAUUGCCGACAUGGCGUCCCACCCUCUGCCCAUGGAGUACCCACUGUGGGACAUCCAGAUCUACCAGAACUUUGGCCCGCAGAGAGACACAGUUCUACUGUUCCGAAUGCACCCAUGCAUGACUGACGGAAUCUCCAUGAUACAGAUUCUUCAACAGGCUCUUGUGGAUUCGCAGGAUGUGGUUUUACGACCUUUUCAUCGAGGAAUUGGCCCGGCGUUUCUGGGUACUUUCCGUGCAUUUUUCUUUGGCCCUUUGCUGUUCUGUUAUAAAUAUCUGUGUCUGAAGAAUGACUUCAACCUCCUCCACGGGAACCACGUUCACCCGUCGGGCGAGAUGGCGAUCGCGUGGUCAGCUCCCUUCAGCAUCCGGGCAGCCACAAGGAUCAAACAGGUGGCGAGAUGCACUCUGAACGAGCUGUUCAUGGCCGUUACCGCGGGCAACAUCCGCACGUACAUGCAGCUGAGCGGGAUCACGAACCCGUUUAACCUCAAGUGUGUAAUCCCCAUCGACUUCCACAGCGGCGCGGCCAACGUCACUGACAUGGCCAACAAAUACACCCUGGCCGUGUUGCCACUCCUCACCAAUGUGGAAGGUGCUAUCCCACGGCUCUGGGGCGUCAAGACCAAGAUGGACGAGUUCAAACAGUCGCCCGAGGCGGCGGCAGUGAAGGGCGCCAUGUGGCUGACGAGCGCGAUCCUGACGAAGCGCGCGUACAGCAGGCUGUGGAGCCACAUCUACGGCAAGACAACCUGCCUCAUCUCCAAUCUGGCUGGUCCAGAGAACACACUGAGGCUGGCCUCACACGAGAUCAAGUGCAUCAUGUACUGGCUGCCCCCCAUGGACCGCGUCACCCUCGUGGUGUCCUUCCUCACAUACGGAGAUCAAAUACGAAUGUCUGUGAUAUCCGACCGCUCAGUGCUUCCAAAUCCCGAAGUUAUUACUAAAGACUUUAUUUUCCAGAUGGAGACCCUGUCGAAGCUGCUAGCUCACCGCCGUAUCCCGGGUGAACAGCUGCAUCGUCGAAUGGAAUCUAUGCACCUGCUGUCCAGCUACACGCUCAGUGAUCUCACUGCCGAACAGCUCCAGCUCCAGAUGUCUCUGAUCCAGAACGAGCUGCACGACUUGAAGCUGCAGGUGGAGUCUGAGUCGACCCACAAGAUCUCGCACAACGAGACGCACUGCAUCAAGAAGAUCGAGAACCUCAAGGAGCAAUUCCGCGAACUCAUGGUGGAGCUCCGCCGUAAGAAGGCCACCGACAGUGAGGGGGCUGUCACGAUCUCAUCAGAGGAAGAAUACGAGAGUGAUCCAGACAGGGUACAACGGCCGUUCCGUCGCCGGACGACGUCCGUGUCGUCUAAGAUGUCAACAUCAUCCGUCGCCUCAACGAUACGGCCCCUGUCAACUGCCCCCCCAUCAAGCCAGCCCUCACCAACACAUGUUGCUCUCCCAUCAUGGCCGGAGCUUGAGGUGAAUGACAUCCAGGAAGCAUUCCUGACAAAGCGGGUCGGCGGCUACAGGCAGCAGCUGUCCACGAUGGAGGAGUAUGAGAUGGAGGCAUCCCCGCGGCCGGGCUCAUCGCGCACCGACCACAGAUGACAAACGGACAGCAGU
Messenger RNA from Gigantopelta aegis, 3745 nucleotides. RefSeq lists its product as uncharacterized. The transcript is spliced from 7 exons. Gene Ontology annotation, cellular component: plasma membrane. Gene Ontology annotation, biological process: triglyceride biosynthetic process. Gene Ontology annotation, molecular function: diacylglycerol O-acyltransferase activity; long-chain-alcohol O-fatty-acyltransferase activity. NCBI's taxonomy places the organism in Eukaryota, Metazoa, Mollusca, Gastropoda, Neomphalida, Peltospiridae. Bases 302 to 3730 code for a protein of 1142 amino acids. The record is from RefSeq and is a predicted model, not a curated record.